Messenger RNA from Helianthus annuus (common sunflower), 2364 nucleotides. RefSeq lists its product as uncharacterized. The record is from RefSeq and is a predicted model, not a curated record. Bases 1 to 2364 code for a protein of 787 amino acids. The transcript is spliced from 6 exons. Lineage: Eukaryota; Viridiplantae; Streptophyta; Magnoliopsida; Asterales; Asteraceae.
AUGUGCAACCACCUGGGGGGAAACAAUAAUGGUAACAAUAACGCUCCUGUUACUAUCCUUGAUUGGCUUGAGCGCUUCAGAAAGGAAAAGGCAAAAUCGUUUAGUGCCGCUUCUACACUAGUUGAGGCGGAAAACUGGAUUGCUCAUAUCGAGAAGUUGUUUGAAGUGAUGGGCGUGGGUGAUGAGUUCAAAGUUAGGCUUGCUAGUUAUAAACUGGAGGACGAUGCUCAUAGGUGGUGGAAGACCUUGAAAGAAGCUCGUGGAGGAGAUCAGUAUGCAGCAACACUUCCUUGGGCUGAAUUUCGCACUUUGUUUUAUCAGCCGUACUUCACUGACACUGAUAGAAGUGAGUAUCUGAGAGAGUAUGCUUCUAUCAGGCAGGGUACACCACAACAGCAGACUGACAAUUUCAUAUGGGCUAUAUGUGAUCGAGAUAGGAAGUUCAUCCUGAACCUUCGUUUCACUGAUAUUACUGAGGUAGUUGAUGCUGUCAAGAAUUUGGAUAAUGAGAAGAAGCAACAAGAGAAGAAAUCAGAUGGCAAUCGCAAACGGUCUAGGGAAAGCGACCAAAAUAAUUCUGACAAUCGGGGUGGCAAUGAUCAGUCCCAAGACCGAAGGGAUCGUUCUGACAUGUACUACAACAAUAAGUCGCGAUAUAAAAGAAAUCAAUAUCAGAAUCACAGAUGUGGAGAUUCAAACCACUUGAUUAAGGAUUGCACUCGGCCUGAGCAGCGAGCUAAUACUGGUGGAAACACCAAAACUACUGGUGGAGGUCGAGUUUUCUCACUCACAACUAAGGAUGCAGCUAAUGCCUCAGGUACGCUUUUCGGUUAUGUGCAUAUUGGUGAACGUGAUAUGUAUGCUCUUUUUGAUACUGGUGCGACACAUUCAGUGGUAUCACUUUUGUUUUCUAAGUAUUUGAAGUCUAUGCCUACUGCUUUAGAGUACCCCCUAGUUAUAUCUACUCCUUUGAGAGAUGCUACUGUUAUAUCUCAUGUUUAUAGAGAUUGUCUGAUUCGAAUUGAUUCUAUCAUCCGUACAGCAGACUUGUAUCCUAUUCACAUGAGUGAUUUUGAUGUUAUUCUUGGUAUGGACUGGCUAUCGCACCAUAGUGUUUCAAUCGAUUGUCAGAAUCGCCGCGUUCUGUUUGGGGAUCGUCAAUGCCCUGCACUUAUUUUUCAUGGGACUCGGCCUCGCAAAUCUCUGAAGAUUAUCUCUGCACUGAAGGCUCAGAAGUUUCUAUAUCAUGUCUGCGAUUUUCCUGAUGUCUUUCCUAAGGAGUUGCCUGGACUCCCACCAGAUCGUGAGGUGGAGUUCACAAUUGAUCUUAUUCCUGGUGCUGAACUGAUUUCUAAGGCCCUGUAUCGUAUGGCACCUCUAGAGCUCAAAGAGCUCAAAGAACAGCUACAAGAGUUGUUGGAACUUGGUUUCAUCAGACCAAGCAUCUCACCUUGGGGUGCACCUGUUUUAUUUGUGAAAAAGAAGGACAGUUUUAUGAGACUCUGCAUCGAUUAUCGAGAGUUAAAUAAAAUCACCAUUCGGAAUCGUUAUCCGCUGCCUCGCAUAGAUGAUUUGUUUGAUCAGCUUCAGGGUGCCAAAUGUUUUUCUAAAAUUGAUCUGUGGUCUGGUUAUCACCAGCUAAAGAUCAAAGAUUCAGACGUGCCUAAGUCAGCUUUUCUCUUCAUCGACGAUAUUCUGAUAUAUUCUAAGAGUAAGGAAGAGCAUGAGGACCAUCUUCAUACAGUACUUGAGAUUUUGCGACAGAAGAAGCUUUAUGCAAAAUUCUCGAAAUGCGAGUUCUGGUUAGACCAAGUAGCUUUUCUUGGUCAUAUAGUUUCUGCUGAUGGUAUUUCUAUGGAUCCUUCUAAGGUAGAAGCAAUCACUAAAUGGCCUACCCCUACCUCAGUCACCGAAGUUCGUAGUUUUCUGGGUCUUGCAGGUUAUUAUCGUAGAUUUGUCGAAGGAUUUUCGACUAUUGCCUUACCUCUCACACAUCUUUUGAGAAAAGGGGUUAAGUAUUCUUGGAACGAAGACAGGGAGAAGAGUUUUCAGGAGUUAAAAAAAGAUCACAAAAGCUUGAAGUAUAUUUUUACGCAAAAGGAGUUGAACAUGAGGCAGAGACGUUGGUUAGAGUUGUUGAAAGAUUAUGACGCCAACAUUCAGUAUCACCCAGGGAAGGCCAAUGUUGUGGCUGAUGCUCUUAGUUGGAAGAAUUCUGGAUCGAUCUCUUCUCUUCAGUUGCAACCGCAUAUUCUCACUGAUCUCGACAGCUUGGAUAUUGGUAUCCAUUUUGGUGACACAAACGGUUAUCUGGCUAGAUUCCAGAUUGAACCUGAUUUGAUUUCUCGAAUCAAGAGUGCCUAG